Molecule: messenger RNA, 1422 nt
Organism: Symbiodinium necroappetens
Lineage: Eukaryota; Dinophyceae; Suessiales; Symbiodiniaceae
Source: the annotation of a GenBank genome assembly
AUGCAAGCGGCCGAACCUGCGCAGUUCCGGAGGGCGAGCUUGGAAGCACUGAGCUGCAAAUCCGUCCGGAGAGUCUUCUACGGGAUGUUCAGGCAGCCACCUUAUUCCCGCCCGACUGGGAAAACGAAAGCCGACAUCCAGGAGUACCUUCUGCGUGAAUACGCUGCCCUCGGCCGGCCAUGUGCUGGGAAGACCGUGGCAGAGGUGCUUGAGCAGACGGAAGUUCUCCUGUCCGCGUCAUUGGAAUUUUCCGUUCAUGAAACGGAGGAUGGAAAGCAGUACAUCACUUGCGACAACCAGAGCAGCUGGUUGCCCGCAGGCAAGAGCAGGUUUCAGACAACCGUCUUCAGGGAUUCCCAGAAGAUUCCGUACAUCACCAAUGGGACCGAAUCCUUCUACUGUGUCAAGUUUUUCAGUGCCCCUGCUUCUAGCACCGCACUGGUUCCUGAAGGCACCAACCCCAUCCCCUUGCCAAGCUCGGCUUCCAAUGCAGGGUCAGCCCCAGUACCAGGAAUGGCCCCGGCCAAGAGCAGUGACCCGGUAGAGAUUCCUCCACCUGAGUCUUCCAGCUCUGACAGCGACAGCGAGGGCGAGGUGGCUGGCUAUGUCCUGAAGCAGAUCGCUGGAACUCCGAAUUUUCAAGUCGUGAACAAGGGGUCGGGUGAGAUUGCGCCGCUGCGGGAAGGCAUUCAGGAUUGGACAUUGGAGGUGUGCAAGAAGGGGAAGCACAAGGACGAGGUGUUCGCGGGCAGUCCAUCAACUCCCAAGGCAACGUGCUGGCUGAGCAAGCUGACUUGGGCACGGCCGCAGCCCCCACCGGUGCAGGCAUUGCAGGAUGAUAGUCAGUCCAUGGAAGAGUGGAGGAAGUCUAUGCAGGCACAGAUGGCCCGUGAAUCAGCCGAAGCUCUGGAAAGGUUCCGUCGGGAACAGACGGCACUGAUCCAGCAGGAGAGAGCUGAGCGCGAGAAGCAGGCCGAUGCUUCCAAGAUCGAGCAAGACAAGAAGGAUGAGGCCGAGAGGCUUCGCAUCGAGCAGGACAAGAAGAACGAGAUGGAGAGGCUUCGGAAGGAAGCCGCUGAGAAGCUCGAGCAAGACAAGAAGGAUGAGAUGGAGAGGCUUCGUGCGGAAACGGCCGAGAAGCUCGAGCUGGAGAAGCUUCGUGUGGCAGCGGCCGAGAAGAAGCUCGAGCAGGACAAGAAGGACGAGAUGGAGAGGCUUCGUGCGGAAACGGCCGAGAAGCUCGAGCAGGACAAGAAGGACGAGACCGAGAGGCUUCGUGUGGCAGCGGCCGAGAAGCUCGAGCAGGACAAGAAGGAUGCGACUGCUGUGGCAGCGGCCGGGAAGCGGAAGGACGUGGAUGCGGCGAAGCCAGAAGAGCCCAAGAAGGACAACAAGCGCAAGAAGCCCGUUAUGCCGCCCUGA